This is a messenger RNA of Candida dubliniensis CD36, 303 nucleotides long. RefSeq lists its product as uncharacterized. The transcript has a single exon. Gene Ontology annotation, cellular component: anaphase-promoting complex. Bases 1 to 303 code for a protein of 100 amino acids. Lineage: Eukaryota; Fungi; Ascomycota; Pichiomycetes; Serinales; Debaryomycetaceae. Gene Ontology annotation, biological process: anaphase-promoting complex-dependent catabolic process. The record is from RefSeq and is a predicted model, not a curated record.
AUGCUUAGAAGAGAGGCCACCACAAUAAGAUUAUCACCAGAAGAUAUUUUAGAAUAUGAUGAUAGUGUGGCACAACAAAAACAGAAACAAGAACAACAAUCUAUACCUUCUCAACAGAAUCCAUCUGAUUUUAGUCCUCAUAAUAUCUUACAAGAACAAAUAAACAAUAGUAGUCAUAGCAUAAUCCCUGAUUUCAAAGAAGAAACAGGUUCAAUCCAUCAGAGAUCCCGUGCGAGUCAACAACAACAACAACAACAACUCCAACAAUCAAGAGAUGAGAGGAUUGGUAUUCACAGGAAUUAG